Molecule: messenger RNA, 1530 nt
Organism: Gavia stellata (red-throated loon)
Lineage: Eukaryota; Metazoa; Chordata; Aves; Gaviiformes; Gaviidae
Product: monocarboxylate transporter 2
Exons: 4
Coding region: 1-1530 (509 amino acids)
Biological process (GO): monocarboxylic acid transport; transmembrane transport
Cellular component (GO): membrane
Molecular function (GO): monocarboxylic acid transmembrane transporter activity
Source: RefSeq, a predicted model, not a curated record
AUGCCACCCCCUGCUAACGUGGGGCGAGCCCCUGGCCCGCCGGACGGCGGCUGGGGCUGGGUGGUGGUCUUCGGCGCUUUCAUUUCUAUCGGCUUCGCAUACGCCUUCCCCAAAGGCGUAGCCAUCUUCUUCAAAGAAAUCCAGGAUUUCUUUGGCACGUCCUAUAGCGAGAUCGCCUGGGUCUCCUCGAUCAUGUUGGCCACGACGUAUGGUGCAGGUCCCAUUAGCAGUAUUUUAGUAAACCGCUAUGGCAGCCGACCCGUGGUUAUAUUCGGAGGCCUGCUGUGUGGCAUUGGGAUGGUCUCAGCUGCCUUCUGCACCAGCAUCCUGCAGCUCUACAUCUGUGUGGGCUUCAUCACAGGAUUCGGCCUUGCUCUCAACCUCCAACCAUCAGUAAUAAUCAUAGGGAAAUACUUUUUAAAGAGAAGACCCAUCGCAAAUGGCCUUGCUAUGGCGGGGAGCCCUGUGAUGCUUUGCACCCUGGCUCCUCUCAACCAGUUCCUUUUUGACAACUUUGGCUGGAGGGGCAGCUUUUUAAUUCUUGGGGCAAUUUUAUUAAACUGCUGUGUGGCUGGAGCCCUUUUCAGACCCAUCGGGGCAGCCACAGCAUCAGUCAAAACCCAGGCGAUUGAGGAAGGGAAGGAUGCUCUCAAGGACAAGGUCACUAAGGAUGUCAUGGAAAUGAGUAGUCCUGUGAACAUCCCCAUGGAGACCAAAACGGAAGACGAAGGAGGAAAAGACUGUUGUGAGAAAAUCAAUCAAUACCUUGAUUUUUCCCUCUUUAAGCACAGAGGGUUCUUGAUUUACUUGAUCGGAAAUGUGCUCAUGUUCCUGGGAUUUUUUGCCCCCAUUGUUUUUCUGGCACCCUAUGCAAAGCACAUCGGCAUUGAUGAAUAUUCAGCUGCUUUCCUCCUUUCUAUCCUUGCUAUUGUGGAUAUGAUUGCCCGACCUACCACUGGCAUCAUUGCAAACAGCAAGUGGGUGAGGCCGCGGAUUCAAUACUUUUUCAGCUUCUCCAUUGCUUUCAACGGCACCUGCCACCUUCUGUGCCCACUGGCUUCUGGCUACACGGGGCUUGUCGUCUACUCUGUCUUUUUCGGCUUGGCCUUCGGCAUGGUUUGUGCCAUGCUCUUUGAAACGCUCAUGGACCUCGUGGGAGCUGCCCGGUUCACAAGCGCUGUUGGCCUGGUCACCAUUGCGGAGUGCUGCACAAUAUUGCUGGGACCACCUAUUGGAGGAACUCUUAUUGAUACCUUUGGGGACUAUAAAUAUAUGUUCAUUAAAUGUGGAGCUGUGAUGGUCCUGGCAGGAACCUUCCUGUUCAUCAUGAAUUAUUAUAAUUAUCGUAUGCUUGCCAAGGAGGAGAAGGAAAGAAAGGCAAAAGAAGAGGAGCCUAAAUCUGUAAGGACAGAAAAUGAAGGCAGAAAUAACUGGAAGAAAGAAACCACACAGGAUGGGCCUGAGUUGGAACCUUUGAGACAGGAACAAGAAGGACUGAAGAAGGAAGUGAAUGGCACAAAUGAAGUUUAA